Messenger RNA from Vollenhovia emeryi, 1445 nucleotides. RefSeq names its product UPF0415 protein C7orf25 homolog. Bases 351 to 1325 code for a protein of 324 amino acids. Lineage: Eukaryota; Metazoa; Arthropoda; Insecta; Hymenoptera; Formicidae. The transcript is spliced from 4 exons. The record is from RefSeq and is a predicted model, not a curated record.
UCGAGGGUUAUAAUUGUACAUCUGGUAGGCCAGGGCUGUGGUCCGCGUAUCCUUUUGAUAAAGAAAACGAUCGCUGACGUCACGCGAGCCGCAGUAUUGAGUCAGCAGGAAAUCAGAUUCUCGGAGAAGACAAGAGACGCCGCGAUUGAAUUUUUAUGUAGGCAGGGAAAGUACAUCUCGGCCGGGUCUGGGCGAAAGUUUGCGAGUCGAGGGUUAUAAUUCUACAUCUGGUGGAUCAGAGCUGUGGCCCAUCUAGCCUCUUGAUAAAGAGAAUAGGAGAGAAAGUACAAUGUACGGGGAACCUGAAGAAGAAGCACCUUGAGAGCUCGAAUCUGACCCACCUCGACGCCAUGGUGGCUCGACUGUCCUGCGCCAAGGAUCCCGUCAACGUAAUGAGGCCCUUCAAGUGUCAGAAGUCGCGUCUGGAGGUUGACAUAGUCUGCAACGGCGGCGCCUCCUGGGUGAAGGUUAUAGCGAGGAACGCCAGAGCGUUGACUCUUAUAUCCCUCGGCAACGGGGAGUACGGGCAGAAAUCCAUUCUGGACCAAGCCGACUCGUACCUUGAAUGUAGCAAGUGCCAUCUGCAUCACUACAGGCCGCCGGAUGUGAUCUUUCACUUUGCCUACGGCAUCGAGGCCCCACUGGCCUUGCAACUGGAGCAAAUGGGCAUCGUGGUGGAAGGAGAUAGGAUAGACACGAGUGACGAGAACUUAAACAAACAAGGUGAGCUGGGUUUCUCCAAAGGAUCUACGAGCGAGAAGGAGUUGGACGUGGACCUGCAGUCGUUAAAUACAUCUGUACUGUCAGCCGAAAUAAAACUUCUGAAUCUGGAUGUAUCGGCGCUACUGGCUUACGUCACAAACAUGGCCAAUGGAUAUAACAAUUAUGUGUAUCGGGAGCCGUUACUCACGCAACAAGCAGAAAUGGAAAGAAAACGUCCCAUAAAACCAAUUCUAGAAAACUUAUUUCGAGACAAAGAGCUCAUGGUCUGCCGGACGGCGUAUGAUAAUUUCACGAAUAUCAUCGACGUCAUUGGUGGCCCGAGAGAGACGCAGCGUGCGCAAGAGUUGUUGAAGAAAAUGCGAAUCGUCGACGACGUGACCACCGGACGAAUUAUGGAGCUGCGCCUGGGCGGUAAAAUCAAAGAUCGAUCACGACUGAUUUUCGCAACGGGCGAAAGUAUGAAAAGCAUCACUGUCUCUGCCAACGAGGGAUUUGUAAGAGCAGCGCGCAUGCAAGACAUUGAGUGCACAGUUUUCUUACAUGAACCAAGAUCACUGUCAGAAAUUAAGGAAGGUAACGCAACAAGUAUAGAGCAAUCUUGAUAUUGUUCUGAAUUCUUAGGCAAUUACAAUGAAAGUAUGUACUGGUACUAGGCAUUUCUAUUGUUAAUUUGUUAUAUUGAUUUACGUAUAUUAUAUAUAAACGAACGUUUAUGUAUUAUC